UUGUUUUCUGGCGUGACGACUCGCGCAUUCACGUAGUGAAUCUCGCAUAUUCGCGAUAUUAUCAAGUCCACCUAGUAUGUCGGAGAUAACGCAAACCGUGACGAAAAGCCCGAAAAGAGACGGCGAGGUUGGUCGUACCAUUAGUACUUAUCUGGAACUCCUCGACGUUCUCUGCGACAACGUACAGAUUCCUUUCGAUCCUGAGAGCCACGGACUCCCCGCGGAUUUCCAAUUAACGAAAUUCGGCGAUCCGCUGAGAAAGAGCUUGCAAUUGAAACAACAGGAGAGACAGUUGCUACUUGAUCUCUUUCAUGGAAAAGAGGAUGAAAAAACGAAUUCUGACAUGCCAAUGUGCAUCGACGAGGACACUCGCGUGACAAGGUUGGACGAAAUCGGCGGCAUGAUGCUGGUAGAGACGUUCAACGUUAUUCCCGCCGUCGUCGAUGAUCCUUAUGUGAUGGGCAAAAUUGCUUACGCCGUUGCCCUCGGUGGCAUUUGUUCAAUGGGCCUCGCCAGAUGUUCCAGCACCAGGAUGAUCCUGGGCAUUUCCAACGUUAUGAAAGAUGAGGAGAGGAAGACGGUGACGUCCAGGACGUUACAGGGCUACAUAGACGCGGCGAAGGCGGCGGGCACGUCCGUCAAGGACUGUCAAGUCUUCCAAAAUCCGUGGUGUUUAUUCGGCGGAACCGCCACGGUGGUGUGCUACCCUUACGAGAUAGUCCAGCCGGUAUAUGCUACCAUCGGUGAUGUCAUAGUGCUGACGAAGCCUCUCGGCACAACAAUGGCCCUCACUAUAUCGGAAUGGAUGCAGCAGCCUGAGAAGAAGAGCAAGCUAAUGCUGACCAUCACCGAGGAGAGCAUCGAGAGAGCUCGUUCCCGAGCCGUCGACUCUAUGAUCAGGACCAAUCAAGUCGCCGCUAUGCUCAUGCGAAAGUAUAACGCUCACGCCGCGUGUGAGGUGGGGCCUUACGGUGUCCUGGGCCACGCGGAUCUCCUGGCGCGACGGCAGAAGAACGACGUGGGCUUCACAAUCCACAAUAUGCCGGUGAUCGCGAGGAUGUGCGCGACCGCGAGGAUUACGGGGAGCAUGUUGCCGCUGCUGCAGGGCGAGAUGCCGGAGGUAUCGGGAGGGCUGCUGGUGGUGUUGCCGCGAGAACAAGCGGCCGCUUAUUGCAAGGCCCUGGAGAAGAUCGAGCACAGGCAGGCGUGGAUCAUCGGGAUCGUCGAGAAAGGCAAUCGCACGGCGCGCGUGAUUGAGAGGCCACGAGUAAUCGAGGUGCCUGCUAAGGAUAACGGUGUCUCUCUGUGCUCUUGGUGUCGGAACCGGUCCACGGACCCCUUGUAUACCCUGGAGGAGGAAACCGCGGCUCGCGAAGAGAGGACGCCGACGCCGGACGUCGUGGAGCCGGAGGAGACCGGUCACGACCACGACGAUCCGCAGGAGGAUGAUCCUUACGAGUACGACGAUGACAUCAGGCCGCCGGCGACCUCCGGCGAGCGUCGCGACAUCGACACCGACGACGACGACGACGAUGGGUGCCUGUCCUUGUUCGAGGCGGCGAAUUAUCUCGUCUCGGGUUCCUCGGUGCCGACAACGAAAGUCAGUGCACCCUGCUGGGGAUGCAAGGGCUGCGCCGUCGAGGGCUUGCCGUUGUUCCUCCUCGGCUCGCCGGCGGAGGCAUCCUGCACGUGCACCUCCUGUCAGUAA
Molecule: messenger RNA, 1708 nt
Organism: Wasmannia auropunctata (little fire ant)
Lineage: Eukaryota; Metazoa; Arthropoda; Insecta; Hymenoptera; Formicidae
Product: selenide, water dikinase-like
Exons: 4
Coding region: 77-1708 (543 amino acids)
Biological process (GO): L-selenocysteine biosynthetic process
Cellular component (GO): cytoplasm
Molecular function (GO): selenide, water dikinase activity; ATP binding
Source: RefSeq, a predicted model, not a curated record